AUUUGGCUUGUUGCUGUUCGUAUUUUGAACGUGAACCACACACCCCACAUGAACCUCACGAUCAAAACAAAAUGUUUGUUUUAACAGAGUUGAAAGAUGUUGUUAAAAUUCCACCAUGGAAGUUCAAGAGAAAAUUCAACGAUGCUAUUGCUGAUGAAUUGAAUCGAAAACUUGCGAACAAGGUGUAUUUGAAUGUAGGAUUAUGUAUAGCACUUCACGAUAUUCUAAAAAUUGAAGAAUCAUUCAUCUUCCCUGGAGAUGGCUCAUCACACACUAAAGUCUCGUUCAGGUUCAUCGUUUUUCGACCUUUCAUGGAGGAAAUACUCAUUGGAAAAAUAAGAAGUUGCAGUCCAGAUGGUGUGCAUGUUACCCUAGGAUUUUUCGAAGACAUCAUAAUCCCUCCCCACAAAUUGCAGUAUCCCUCGAGGUUCGACCAGACCGAGCAGGCUUGGGUUUGGGAAUAUGACACUGGAGAUGGUGAAAGGCAUGAUCUUUUCAUGGAUGCAAACGAGAUAAUCAGAUUCCGAGUUGUCAAAGAGGAAUUCGUCGAGACUCUGCCUUCAGCCCCAACAGUCGCUGGGGAAAAUCCAGAGGCUCCAGAAAAUAAAACCGUUUCACCUUAUACGUUAGGGGCAGCUAUCGAUGAAGCUGGUUUAGGCUUAAUUUCCUGGUGGGAGAACAGCUGAAAGAGGAGUACAAAUGAGAAUGCCACAACUCAUGUUCCAAAGGAAGUGAGAAAAUAAAAGAAAGGUAAAGAGAGCUAAGAAAGUACGACUAAUUGAACUUUAUGGACAACAUUCCUUUUAUUCCCCCAUUGCCAGUUAAACUUUGAGUUCAACUCUUAAUUCUAGAAAAAUCUAACCCAUAGGAUCACAAAACACUGUGAAUUCAUUAAAUAUUAUUAAAUAUGUGAUGUGGUAAUCUUUAUUUCUGCCUUUUGAUUAAAUGUGUCGCAUUAUUAUUUGUACAAUAUAU
Molecule: messenger RNA, 975 nt
Organism: Diachasma alloeum
Lineage: Eukaryota; Metazoa; Arthropoda; Insecta; Hymenoptera; Braconidae
Gene: Polr3H
Product: DNA-directed RNA polymerase III subunit RPC8
Exons: 5
Coding region: 72-686 (204 amino acids)
Biological process (GO): DNA-templated transcription; transcription initiation at RNA polymerase III promoter
Cellular component (GO): RNA polymerase III complex
Molecular function (GO): DNA-directed RNA polymerase activity; DNA binding
Source: RefSeq, a predicted model, not a curated record